AUGUUAGUCAAUAAUAAUCAUAGGAAUGUGCCUAAAAUUAAACGUUCAUUGCAAUCAACAGUCGAUGAACGAUUGCCGAUCGACAAUUCACGUUUUCGUUCUCAUCAACGUGAUAGUCGCUUAGGCAGAAAAUUGCAUUCAAUGAAACUAAAAAAUCCAUCAAAUAUUUUACAAUCGAUAGGUACAUCUAAUAAAAAACUUCGAGUUUCUCACCGAAUCCGACCUGAAAUUGACAAUCGUCUCAAACGUUUUCGUAUGCUUGAUCCAGAUGAAUUUAAAGAAAUGCUUAACACAUUGAGUCAACAAAUGCCACAUGAACAACUCAAAGGAUUUAAUAAUCUAGAUGCAAUCGGUGGUUUACAAGUUGAAAAUUAUUGGACGCGCAAAUAA
This is a messenger RNA of Rotaria sp. Silwood1, 390 nucleotides long. Lineage: Eukaryota; Metazoa; Rotifera; Eurotatoria; Philodinida; Philodinidae. The record is from the annotation of a GenBank genome assembly.